Molecule: messenger RNA, 3029 nt
Organism: Pelodiscus sinensis (Chinese soft-shelled turtle)
Lineage: Eukaryota; Metazoa; Chordata; Testudines; Trionychidae
Source: RefSeq, a predicted model, not a curated record
UUGCUGGAGGUGCCCCAGUUGUAGGGUGGCAAAUGGUGGUGGGAGCAGGUGCUUCCUAAGAAGCUACCUGCCAAGACAGUGGGAUAAGUAGCUUAUCUUUCAUGCCUAUCUUAUGGCCUUGCUCACUGUUUUUUGUUUAAACAUUUUUCUUUUCUUGUGCCUUCUUUCUUCUCUCCUGGCCUUUCUAGACACCACACCAGGCUGCAGGUCAGCCUUUUAAAUUCACUAUUCCAGAGUCUCUAGAUCGGAUCAAAGAGGAGUUUCAGUUCCUCCAAGCUCAGUAUCACAGCCUUAAAUUGGAAUGUGAGAAACUGGCAAGUGAAAAGACAGAAAUGCAACGGCACUAUGUGAUGUACUAUGAAAUGUCCUAUGGAUUAAACAUUGAAAUGCACAAGCAGACAGAAAUCGCCAAGAGAUUAAAUACGAUUUGUGCACAAGUCAUCCCAUUUUUGUCUCAGGAACAUCAGCAGCAAGUGGCCCAAGCAGUAGAACGUGCCAAACAAGUGACCAUGGCUGAACUAAAUGCCAUCAUCGGGGUACGUGGCCUUCCAGGUCUACCUCCUACACAGCAACAGUUGCAAGCUCAGCAUCUGUCCCAUGGCCAUGGACCUCCAGUGCCUCUUACACCACACCCAUCAGGACUUCAACCUCCUGGAAUUCCUCCACUUGGAAGCAGUGCUGGCCUUCUUGCCCUCUCUAGUGCUUUGGGUGGGCAGUCUCACUUGGCAAUAAAAGAUGACAAGAAGCAUCAUGAUGCAGAACACCACAGAGACAGAGAGCCGGGCACAAGUAAUUCUCUUUUGGUACCGGACAGCCUGCGAAACACAGAUAAACGCAGGAAUGGUCCUGAAUAUUCCAAUGACAUCAAAAAAAGAAAGGUGGAUGAUAAGGAUUCCAGCCACUAUGACAGUGAUGGGGACAAGAGUGAUGAUAACUUGGUUGUGGAUGUAUCCAAUGAGGAUCCUUCAUCGCCACGGGCAAGUCCUGCACACUCACCACGUGAGAAUGGCAUAGAUAAAAACCGUCUGCUGAAAAAAGAUGCCUCUAGCAGUCCUGCAUCCACAGCCUCCUCAGGAAGUUCCACUUCCUUGAAAUCCAAAGAAAUGAGUUUGCAUGAAAAAGCCAGCACGCCUGUUCUGAAAUCCAGCACACCGACUCCUCGAAGUGAUGUGCCAACUCCGGGCACUAGUGCUACUCCAGGACUUCGUCCAGGCCUUGGCAAACCGCCAACAAUGGACCCUCUGGUUAACCAAGCUGCUGCUGGUUUGAGGACACCCUUGGCGGUAUCAGGACCAUAUCCUGCUCCAUUUGGAAUGGUACCUCAUGCUGGCAUGAAUGGAGAUUUGACCAGUCCAGGGGCAGCUUAUGCCAGUCUGCACAACAUGUCCCCGCAGAUGAGUGCUGCUGCAGCCGCGGCCGCUGUGGUUGCCUAUGGACGAUCUCCUAUGGUUGGAUUUGAUCCUCCUCCUCACAUGAGAGUACCUGGAAUCCCUCCAAAUCUAGCAGGAAUCCCUGGGGGGAAACCAGCAUACUCCUUUCACGUUACUGCGGAUGGUCAGAUGCAGCCUGUACCUUUCCCUCCCGAUGCCCUCAUUGGACCAGGAAUCCCUCGCCAUGCUCGUCAGAUCAACACUCUGAAUCACGGGGAAGUAGUAUGUGCAGUUACCAUCAGCAACCCCACAAGACACGUGUACACAGGUGGAAAGGGAUGUGUCAAAGUCUGGGAUAUUAGCCAACCCGGCAACAAGAGCCCUGUCUCUCAGUUGGAUUGCCUGAACAGAGAUAACUACAUCCGCUCCUGUAAAUUGCUGCCUGAUGGAUGCACCCUCAUAGUUGGUGGGGAAGCCAGCACAUUAUCCAUAUGGGACCUGGCAGCACCAACUCCUCGUAUAAAAGCAGAGCUGACAUCAUCUGCUCCAGCCUGCUAUGCUCUGGCUAUCAGCCCUGAUUCCAAGGUCUGCUUCUCGUGCUGUAGUGAUGGGAACAUUGCAGUAUGGGAUCUGCACAACCAGACAUUGGUCAGGCAAUUCCAGGGCCACACAGAUGGAGCCAGCUGUAUUGACAUUUCUAAUGAUGGUACCAAGCUCUGGACGGGAGGUUUGGACAACACUGUCAGAUCCUGGGACUUGAGAGAAGGGAGACAGCUACAACAGCAUGACUUCACAUCACAGAUCUUUUCCCUGGGCUAUUGCCCUACUGGUGAAUGGCUAGCUGUGGGAAUGGAAAGCAGCAAUGUGGAAGUACUACAUGUAAAUAAACCAGACAAGUAUCAACUACACCUUCAUGAGAGCUGUGUGUUGUCACUUAAGUUUGCUUACUGUGGUAAAUGGUUUGUGAGUACUGGAAAAGAUAACCUUCUUAAUGCCUGGCGGACCCCCUAUGGAGCCAGUAUAUUCCAGUCCAAAGAAUCCUCAUCUGUACUUAGUUGUGACAUCUCUGUGGAUGAUAAAUACAUAGUUACUGGUUCUGGAGACAAGAAAGCUACGGUCUAUGAAGUCAUCUACUGAAAAAUGUGAUGGGCACAUAACUUAGAGUUGAACUGGGCCAAAUGUUCUUAAUUUGUAGAAGUAGAAAGGUUUUAACCUUUUUAAAAAAUGGAACAAAAUACCGGAUUGCAGAUCUUGAAAUGAAACAACUCCAAGUAUACAAAAUAGAAGCCAACAUCCAGCAACUAGGUAUCAGCUACCUGGACCAAAUGAAAUAUGGAGGCAAGAUGGACAGAUGUAGCCUAGGUUUGGGGGAUUUAAAAAAAGGAGUCUGCUGAUGAAUGUUGAAGCCGCCUUUUUUCUUUCUUUCUUUUUUUGUGAUCUCAUACAAACCUUUCUCAUUGCCUGAAUAUGUGGGAUUACCUUUCUUUUUCUUGCAGUUCAACUUGCAUUCUGUCCUGUGUAGAGCAGUGAUGUCUCAGAUGAACUUGCUUUCCUGGUUUUGCAUCUUGUGAUAUGUUUUUGUAUUUUUGUUGAAGGUCAAACAUUUGUAUAAAUUGUAAAUAUAUUUCGUUUAUUACAGUAAAGGCUUUAGUACCAACA